AUGAAACAUCAUGGUGACUACGUCGGUAUCUUUUUACUAAGAGAUCCCGUGCUGUUAGUGACUUCACCAGAAUUCGCGCGAAAGGUGCUAUUGAGUGAUUUCAACUACUUCACGGAUCACGGGAUCUACAGCAAUGAAGAAGUCGAUCCAUUAGCCGCGAAUGUGUUCUUCAUGCGAGGAGAUCGAUGGCGCAAACUGCGGAUGAAGCUGACACCGUCGUUCACGUCCGGAAAGCUUAGGGCAAUGUUUCACACAAUAGUGGAUGUUGGCAAGAAACUGGACCAGUACUUGGAAGCAAGAUGUGCCAAGGUGCAGCUAAUCGACGUCAAAGAAUUGCUGGCUCGCUUUCUGACCGACGUUAUCGCCUCCUGGGCGUUUGGGAUCGAGAGUAACAGCUUGAACGAUCCACAGUCCCAUUUCCGGCAAAUGGGCAAGCAGAUGGUCAAUCUGCCAAAGUACAAGGCUCUGAAGAUGCUGGGGGUGCGAUUCAACUCCAAGCAUGUAUCGGAUUACUUUAUUUCGGUCGUGCAGGAUACGAUGCGACACCGUAAGGAAACUAAUUCACGAAGGGAUGAUUUCAUGCAGCUGCUAAUUGAUAUGAUGAAAAAGACUGGAUCUAAUCAGGAGGAUGGGUUGACAUUUGAAGAAAUCGCUUCUCAAGCCUACAUAUUCUUCUUCGCCGGGUUCGAAACGUCUACCACCACGAUGACCUGCGCCUUACAUUUGAUGGCAAAGCAUCCCAAAGUGCAGCAUAAGGCCCGGCAAUGUGUGAAAGAUGUGCUCGAGAAAUAUAACAAUGAGCUUUCCUACGAUGCUGUUAAUGAAAUGGAAUACCUGGGGUGUAUCAUCAGUGAAACCCUCCGUAUGUACCCUCCGGUGGCAUCGAUUCAUCGUGAAACUACACAACCCUACCAGCUUGCAAAUGGAGCAAUCAUACCGAAAGGAAUUGGAGUGAUUAUAUCGAAUUUGGCCUUCCAUUACGAUCCUGAGCAUUUCCCAAAUCCAUAUGCUUUCAAACCGGACCGAUUUGCCGGCACGACGGAUUGGAAGAACAACUUCAGCUAUCUGCCUUUCGGUGAAGGACCACGGAUGUGCAUUGGAAUGCGGUUUGCAUUGCUCCAAACGCGGCUUGGGUUGGCAAUGUUGUUACGAAACUAUAACUUUACGAUGGACUCGUGCGAAGCACAACGUCCUUUGCGUAUUCAUCCUAUCAAUUUGAUGCAUGGUCCAGCUGAUGAAGUUUGGUUAGAAGUUAAAAGUAUAAAAAAAUCGAGAAACAAACAAAUUAAAUGA
This is a messenger RNA of Anopheles nili, 1293 nucleotides long. Its product is annotated as probable cytochrome P450 6a17. The record is from RefSeq and is a predicted model, not a curated record. The coding region runs from base 1 to 1293 and encodes 430 amino acids. Lineage: Eukaryota; Metazoa; Arthropoda; Insecta; Diptera; Culicidae. The transcript is spliced from 3 exons. Gene Ontology annotation, molecular function: monooxygenase activity; iron ion binding; oxidoreductase activity, acting on paired donors, with incorporation or reduction of molecular oxygen.